UUAGUAAGCUACAGGACUGAAUAGUUAUUUUACUAUUGAUGCUUGAGUAGGGAUUAUAAAUAGAAGUUUAGGGGCUGAAUGGAAGUUAUCGAAAAUCAUGAUUGUAAAACUGAAUCAUUUGUUUCUUCUCUCUAUACUUUUGCUGGUGUUAGCUCCGUUUUGUAUUGUCUGGCCGAUCCGUCACCAUUCCGGUGCCGGUAAAGCUCCAUUUCCGCAAUAAUAGCUUCAUUUCCUUUCUAGUGCUUUACAUUUGUUAUCCAGAGCCGUACAUUUCUUGGCCUGAACGGAACGAUGGCAUCCAAUGCAGAGGUGAAUCAGUCGGUGGAAUCCGAUGAUCUGGCGAUGAUGGUGUUAAUUUUGGAUGAAUUGAAGGAAAUGUCGGCUACUAUUCAACAAAUCACAGCAGACAAUGCACGAUUUAGUUCUAAGCUCGUUCAGUGCAGACACAGCUCCGUUUGAGAUCGUUUGAAGUUUUGGAAGCAAGCCUAGAUGAAAUCGAACAACAAGUUCCUUCAAUUUCAGAAGAAAAAGUUAUGAUAGUCGAGGAGAAAUUUGCAUCGAUGGAGGCAAGGGUUGCCGAAAUUGAGUGUUCGCAAGAAGAAGAUAAAGGAGCAGCAACCUAUAUCGGGCAAUCGCCGGUAAUUGUCAGCCAGAAAAAGCUUCUGUUGUGAGGGAGGUUUGUGCCCAUGAUUCCGAGCAAGAUUUCAUCGAAGAAGUAGAUGUCAAUCCAUUGGUUCAAGAACGAGGUAAUUGUUCCUUUCAAAACCUUGAGGUUCCACUGAAAAAAUGAUGAUAAUUCUGUUUCAGUUGAAGACAAUCUUGGUAUAACUAGUUCAAAUGGUACUGGAAUGAAUGAAUUGAAUUUUAAUCGUGUUUGUGAUGAAAUUGUUCUUGUGAGUACUCCUGUCUAUAAAUGGAAUGUUGAUGAGAAUAUGCAUUCCAGCGAUGUAGUCGUUCCUUUUACCAACCAGAAAAUGGUGAUACAGAUGUUAAUUUCAGAAAUGGAAUUCGAAUGAACUCAUAUGCUAUUGACCCUGGUGAACUAGAUAUCCAAUCUAGGGUUAAGAGCUCAAUUGUUUGUGACACUUGUUGGCAGUAUGUUGAUAAAUCUGUUUAUGUUAAAAACUUCAGCUAUGGCUCUGUGAAUCUUGAUGAUGAUAGUCGUGAAUUGGAUGACUUUGAUUCUGUGACACUAAUUGAAAAGCGUGAAGAAGAGGUUGACAUGGCUAAUUUGAGUGGUAAAUGUAAAGUGGACGUGAUUGAACAAGUGUCUGUGAGUUUAGAUGCUGAAAAAUCAGUCAUGAAUCUGAAUGUAUUGUCGGGAAGCUUAAUUGAUGAAUGUGAUGGACGAAGUGCUGCUGAGGAUACGUCUGUUGUUGACGAAAAUGUGCAUCCUAAAAUGGUGGAAGCUUCAUGUAAGCAUUUAGAAGUUUAUUCUGUCGACCUGAAAAAUGAUGGUUUCGAUGUUAAUUUUAAUGUGGGAGUUCGACUUAACAUCUUUUAUACUGAACCUGGUGAGUUGGUUAGUCUUUCGGGAGUUAAGUGAAUGGAAAAACUGGAUUGGAAGAAGUGGUUGUUCCUCAUUGAUCCAGGAGGAUUCCAAGGUGAAAUUGCAGGGAUUGACAAAUUACUUAGGGGCCUUGAUGACGCAAAAAUAUAUACCCUUUUUACAAGCAUUUUCUAUUCAUUUCUACUUAUAAAUUAGUGUCAAUUAGUUAGGAUUAGUUUAUUUUUGGGAUGAUUUUAUAAUUUAGGUUUCUCAAGGGGCCAAUGAGAAAAAUCAGCAUAAAUGAGGACCAAAUUACACGAAAAAACAUCAAAAGGGACUAGAUUGGAAGCGGCUAGAAUUGGAGCUGCCGGAAGGACUGAUAAGAGCUGGAGCAAGUGAAGAAAUCCUUGCUAAGGAAGGAAGAUUGAUAGCAGAUGGAUGCAAAUAGAAGAAUCUGCUGCAGCAUACUCAAUCUGGAAGAAGAAUGGCAGCUACCUUACUGCCUAAUUGAUGCUGUCAAUCAAAGAGAAGCCACUAGCUGAAAUCUUGGUGCCCAAGGAAGGAAAUCGCUUUGCCAUCACUGCAAGUUGUUGUUCUUGCAAGUGGAAGAAGAGAAAGAGAGAGAAUAUGUGAUAAGUAGCAGCUGCAACUCUGCUACUUACCCACUGAUUAUGGAUUAGCUGCUGCAGAAGGGUGAGAAAUGGCAUAGCAUGUGACCCAGGAAACAAGGAAGAAAAGGACAAGAAGAUUCAGACUGAAUUAGGGGCUGAGACACAAAGAUGGAAGGAAGCAUGCUGCUGCUGCUGCUUGCUACUGCUGCUAAAUUGGACUGCUGAGGAUUGAAAAAUGAAGAAAUAGAGACUUGUGGCUGGGAAUCGGAGCAGCUGAACCAGAGAAGAAGACUAAGAGAAGAAGGCAAUGAUGAGUGGAAGGUGGUGAAUUGCGGCUGAAGAGAAGGAGCAGCCAAAAAGAAGAUUGCAGCUUGCCAACUAGGUGAGUUGCAGAAUAAACAAAUCUCCUCUGCUGCAAGUUGCUGCCUCACCUUUAUGCUACAGAGAAGAAGGCCAAAACUCCACCAAUCCAAGCCUCUCCAAAUCUCUAUAAAUAGCUAGUCAUCCAAUAGCAGUAGAAGAACAACAGUUGGGUAGUUAGCUUUAAUCUAAAAGACAGUAGUUAGGUAGUUAAUUAGUUGGUUAGAAACAUGUUAGUAGCAGGAACAAGGCAGACUGUCACUCUGUCAAGUGGCAGACACCACUUGCCAUAGUGAGCAGCCAGUAUUGUCCCUGCAUGAGUAGCUAACGUAUUAAGGGUUCAAUCCCUACUAUCAUUAUGUGAAAGUUUUGAUUCAUUUUUCUUGAUGAGGUGUUGUACAUAGAUAAAUGAUUUAAUUAAACUUUUAGUUAACUUGAUCAAUUAAUUAAAAGUGCUUGCAUGCUUAUGAAGAUCUGGAACGGGAUGCAUAACCUUAGAACUGCUUGAUCUAGUGUAUGAAAAAGGAGGAAAUCUACCCUUUUGGUUUCAUUCACCAACGGCAGUUCGGUGGUGGCAUAGGCGAUCA
This is a messenger RNA of Oldenlandia corymbosa var. corymbosa, 3047 nucleotides long. The record is from the annotation of a GenBank genome assembly. NCBI's taxonomy places the organism in Eukaryota, Viridiplantae, Streptophyta, Magnoliopsida, Gentianales, Rubiaceae.